This is a messenger RNA of Effrenium voratum, 465 nucleotides long. The record is from the annotation of a GenBank genome assembly. NCBI's taxonomy places the organism in Eukaryota, Dinophyceae, Suessiales, Symbiodiniaceae.
AUGCAGACCCAGUUUAGCCGCAUCCUGCAAAGUGACUUGCCGCCAAGCGAUGUGGAUCGAGUUGAAGCACAGAGGAAAUCGAUGCUGUGCGGGUUGCAAGGCCUUGCCGCUUCGCAAUGCAGGACGAUGACGGAACACGUGAUCACACACUUUCACAGGCCGAACAGAGCAUAUUGGCCUGCCCACUCUUUCGGCUCAUUCUGGCGAGAUGUUGGACAGCUGCUUCAAGGGCAAGGAGCACCCUCUUGGAUUGUGCCCGCCAAGAUGCAGAGCCACCAACGAGCGCUGUUGGUCAUCGAAGGUACAUGCAAGCGGAACGGACGGACGAAGGCUCUUCAAGUGCAAGUGUUGAAUUUGCUGCAUACCGGUUUGCUCUGCGACACACGCGCAAAGUCCGCGAUGUUGGAGGCAUUUGCGGUAGUUUGGGGCACACAUACGUUGACAAAGCUGCCAGCAUUUGUUUGA